Messenger RNA from Strongyloides ratti, 561 nucleotides. RefSeq names its product DNA/RNA-binding protein Alba-like family-containing protein. The record is from RefSeq and is a predicted model, not a curated record. Gene Ontology annotation, molecular function: nucleic acid binding. The transcript is spliced from 3 exons. Lineage: Eukaryota; Metazoa; Nematoda; Chromadorea; Rhabditida; Strongyloididae. The coding region runs from base 1 to 561 and encodes 186 amino acids.
AUGCGUUUAUACAGUGAAGAAUGGAGUUUUCCUGGCAUUAAUUAUGAUAAAAAUAUAAUAAUUGUUAAUGUCAAAGAAAAUUCUAAGACAUCUAAUUUACUUGAAUUUAUGAAAUCAACUUUUAAUGAGGAAUCAACUAGAAAAAUAAUCAUAAAAGGAUCUGAUCGUGCUUGCCAUAAAGUAGUAUCACUUUCUGAGUUGUUUAAAAGAACUUAUGAAAAAGUUAUCUACCAAACUAACAAAAUUACAUCUGUUCUAGAAAAUAGUAACAAUAUUAAUUGUGAAGAUGGUAAUAAAAUUUUUAAAAGGAAAACGAUACCAACUUUAUGGGUAUUAUUGUCAAAAGAUAAAUUAGAUCAAUGCCCUAUUAGAAAAAUUCAAAAAACUGUCAAGGGAAAGGCUGAUUUUGAGGAGUGGAUUAAAUGUACCUCUUUUCUUAAAAAACCAAUGGAAAAUGAUAAACAAAAGAAACGAUUGAAAAGACCUAUCCAGAGAGAAGACCCUGAUCAAGUUAAUCCAUGGGCUAGAAAAAAAAGAAUAAAACCAUCAGAAAAAAAAUAA